AGGACUUGUGAUGCAAAAGAGUCAUUGAGUGGAAUGGUUGAGAGAGAAUAUGGGCUUUAGUACCUACAUUUAAUAUCUGUUAUGCAUUUUGGUAAUGGAAUUUGUUGCCAAGAGGAAAGAAAGGUAGUCUAUGAGUAAUCUGGUAGUGAACUUUAAACCUGUGUUUUGUGACUGUAGUUAGAGUGGAAAUAUUAGUAUAUGUUGGGGAAGCACUAGUGGAUGACAUAAGGUGAAGAUUAACUAGGCUACGGUUUAGGUUAGUUGUUGCUAAAAUGGGGCAAGACGUUUUGUUGAUGUGAUGAGAUCAAGAAAUGAAAUAGAUUAUGUCAUUUAGUCUGGACGAUGUUUGCGAGGUAUUGAGAGGGAUUCAUAGUUUGGGUAGAAGUGGAGGAAGACAAUAGAUUGAAACAUGCAGAGAGCCCCUACUAGCUGAAUUUUGUUCCCCUGUGGGACAACUCAUUGUCUCCUGUCAACCUUAAGAAAAAUUUUCCUUGAUGGUUCCUUUAAGCUGGAAGGGCAGGCUAUUUGAUAUUAUGCAAUUUAUAUUGUCUUCAAGUUGCAAAAUGUAGUUUUCCUCUAGAUGUCAAAGGUUCUGUGCAGCACUAUGUGAACACAUCUUCUGUGGUUGUCAUAGAGCUUCAUCUUUCAAUGCUACAAGAGUGUACUCAUAUAAAUGGUUGUGCAAUUCUCUUCUAACUUUUCCAUUGCUUUGGCCUGUUCACCUGCAUCUUUUUUGAGUUCAACACUUCAACGGGACCAAAUGACAAAUUCACUUGGCAUGGUUGUAUCCAUUUGUUGCGAGAGAAUGAAACAGUUGUGAUCCAUGAAUAAUGUAGUAGCGAACUUUGAUUCUAUGUUUUGUGAUUGUAGUUGGUUUCUCUAAGGAAGUAUGUUUGGUGGAAAUAAGGAUUUUUGUCACGGAGCACCUGUAGAUGACAUAAGGUUCAAAUAUGAGGAGGGCUGCUGGCAGCUGGAUUUGGUCCCCUGUUGGACAACUCAACUCUGGGCUACAUUAAGAAAACUCCUCCGUAAUGGUUUCUUUGACUUGGAAGGGCAAGAGGUCCAAGAAUAUAGUUUUCAACCAGCAAUGAUGGUGGAAUUAUGGUGGUCUUUACUGGGGGCAGCUGUUCCAGCUGUACUGGCAGGUCAAGCUUUCAGGAUGAAGAAGAGACGAGAUGAUGAACAGAGGAUAAAGAGGGCCCGAGGACGCGAAAAGAACUCGGAUGACAUAUUUGUCUGCGAGAGGGUUUGUACUUCGAAGAGGAUGUUGAAGAAGGUUGGUGCGUUUUCUAAAGACCCAACGCCCGAUACCUGUGUCACUGUUUGUGGUGUUUCCGAGCUUGAUGCUUGCGCUGAUGCAUGUGCACGGACUGUCUGUGUUAACCAGCAUCAAGUGCCUAACUGGAAUGACAUUUGCCUGAAGAGGUGUCAAAGUGAGUGCCUUCGCCUCUCGACUUCUUCUUUGUCUUGAUCCGCAACCAUUUCUCUUUUUCUGCUCCUGCAUUUCUUCAAGAACUCUGUUGAAGACUGUAAACAAUCCUCUAAUGAAGGAUACCCAGCCAUUGAAACUGUGGAUUAUGUAUUUAUGUUAUACUCCAAGUGCUUUUUCCCUCCUAGCUUGAUUAUAAUAGCUUAGUGCAUUCCCCAUUUCCAAUA
This is a messenger RNA of Ipomoea nil (Japanese morning glory), 1656 nucleotides long. RefSeq lists its product as uncharacterized. The transcript has 3 exons. Lineage: Eukaryota; Viridiplantae; Streptophyta; Magnoliopsida; Solanales; Convolvulaceae. The record is from RefSeq and is a predicted model, not a curated record. The coding region runs from base 890 to 1471 and encodes 193 amino acids.